Penicillium vulpinum is the source of this 1356-nucleotide messenger RNA. RefSeq names its product transcriptional regulator SPT3. Gene Ontology annotation, biological process: transcription by RNA polymerase II. NCBI's taxonomy places the organism in Eukaryota, Fungi, Ascomycota, Eurotiomycetes, Eurotiales, Aspergillaceae. The record is from RefSeq and is a predicted model, not a curated record. Gene Ontology annotation, molecular function: transcription coregulator activity; protein heterodimerization activity. Gene Ontology annotation, cellular component: SAGA complex. Bases 1 to 1356 code for a protein of 451 amino acids. The transcript is spliced from 3 exons.
AUGAUCAUCAGUAAUGCUGAUGAGCCCUUGACUGAUCCUAAUGUGACCAUGGGUGAUUGUACCGUGAACACCUCUAUCAAUGCGCCUUGUGCAGCUCCAGACUCAGGCUUGGGUUUCUCUGAUGAUGUUCCCAUGCAUCCUGUUGAAGAAGUCUCUGGUGCAAAUCAGAAGCACCUGGCCGGCGAUGCUGAGUCAGACUUUUUCUCUAUGGGAGAGUACUUUUGCGGGCAGUACACCAAGCAUCAUGGCACUGCCAAGGAGCGACUCGUUCGCGUUCGCCUUUGCUUGCUGUGCACUCGUAUCUUCAACUCGUUCAGUUUUCAGAAAGAUAGUGCGACGACCAACUCCGGAACAAUUAUCGAGAGCCAGGAAGAUUAUGAGAUGGGAGAGGCAAACAUAGUUGGAGGAUCCAUUACUGACGACAAUAUUAAGAUGAUGUUUGUUUCUGGAGAGACAGCAGAGCCGUCUCCUGAGACCACUACUUUGAUUGAAGAAAUCACCCGCCAACAAGUGAUCGAAAUUCUUAGCCGCAGCACCGCAUUGGCAACUCGCCGCGGAGUCCGCUCGAUCUCUACCGACGACCUGAUUUUCCUGAUUCGUCACGACAAGGCCAAGGUUUCCCGCCUGCGAACCUUUUUAUCCUGGAAGGACGUCCGCAAGAAUGUGAAGGACUCCGACGACAAGGGUGGUGGUGAUGCCGCCGACUUCGCUGCCGCCGACGAUGCGGCUGGUGUCGUUGCAGGCCCCCAAGACGUGGCCCCCAAACCCAAGAACAAACGCGCCAAGGUCGGACUUGCGUGGGAUGUCAACAGUUUCUACUCAGUUCAGGUCCCCGAGCGUGAAGAUGAAGAAGAUGAAGAGGAGGAGGAGCAGAACUACGCGACUCUCCAGCGUCUUGCUGCUGCCGACGAACGCACUCGCCACAUGACGAGAGAGGAGUAUGUAUUUUGGUCUGAAUGUCGCCAGGCUUCCUUCACCUACCGCAAGAGCAAGCGUUUCCGUGAGUGGGCAGGCUUCGGCAUCGUCACCGAAUCCAAGCCAAACGACGAUAUCGUGGACAUCCUAGGAUUCCUCACAUUCGAGAUUGUCCAGACUUUGACUGAGCAAGCUCUCAAAGUCAAGGAGCGCGAAGACAAUGAGAAGCACCGUCGCGGUGGCGCCGAAGCCGGCGAGAACCUCAAGAAGCGGAAGCGCGAGACGGGCCUGUUCGACCCGCCCGAGGAGGGCCGCACUCCUAUUGAGCCUCGGCACGUUCGCGAGGCCUACCGCAAGCUACAGGCUACUCCCCAGAAAGCGGUUGCCAUGCUGUUGCACGAGGGUCGUGUUCCCCCCCGCCACCCUCUUGCUUUGGUUUAA